This is a messenger RNA of Pecten maximus, 1090 nucleotides long. RefSeq names its product dnaJ homolog subfamily C member 25 homolog. Gene Ontology annotation, cellular component: endoplasmic reticulum membrane. Bases 14 to 1024 code for a protein of 336 amino acids. The transcript has 11 exons. NCBI's taxonomy places the organism in Eukaryota, Metazoa, Mollusca, Bivalvia, Pectinida, Pectinidae. The record is from RefSeq and is a predicted model, not a curated record. Gene Ontology annotation, biological process: protein folding.
CUGUGUUUCCAAAAUGGCACCGGUCAUCAGCAGCAGUAUUGUAGUGUUUAUUUGUUUCUUUCCCCAGGCGCUUGCGAUGAUUGAAGGAUUAUACUGCGGCCUUGAAAAUUGUUAUGAAAUACUUGAAAAUGUUGAUAGAGAUUCUACAAAGACUGAUAUAACAAAAGCUUACAGAAGAUUAGCACGAAAAUGGCAUCCAGAUAUGCACAAGACAAAGGCAAAAAAGGAAGAAGCAGAACAAAUGUUUACCAAGAUUGCCAAUGCAUAUGAGAUUUUACGAGAUGAAGAACAAAGAUCUGAUUAUGAUUACAUGUUGGACCAUCCUGAUGAGUAUCUGGCCAACUACUAUAAUUAUUACAGACGACGUUAUGCUCCUAAAGUGGAUCCUCGUAUCGUUGUUGUUGUGACUAUAAGCAUCAUAUCUAUAAUUCAGUACUGGGCUGCUUGGAAUAAUUACAAUACGGCUGUUACCUAUCUAAGUAAAGAACCAAAAUACAGAUUUAGAGCCCAGGAGAUUAUAAAACAAGAGAAACUAGCUAAUAGUACUAACAAAAAGAAGGAUCGUAGAAAUAAGGAUCAGAUACGAGAGGAGGAGGAAGCCAUGAUUAGGAAAGUCAUUGAAGAGAACAUGGACAUAAGGGGUGCGUACCAGAAACCUACUGUUUAUGAUGUACUAUGGCUACAGAUUAUCUUACUACCCUAUACCCUGUACAAGUAUGUUAUUUCCUGUGUGGAUUGGACAUGGAGGUAUAGAAUUAAGAAGGAGGAAUACGACUUGGCAGCUAAAUAUUACCUCAUUCGCAGAAACUUGAAAAUUAGUCAAGGACAGUUUGAUGCAUUACAAGAUCACGAAAAAGAAGACUAUCUAUUACAAGAACUGUGGAUAAAGGAAAAGUUUGUGGUGUGGAAACAACAAAAGGAAGAUGAAAUGAAAAUUAAAAUGGCAGAAAGUGCUAGAUAUAAAAGUUACCGUCGCUACAUGAAGAAAGGAGGGCCUGGACAAAUGUCAUUUGGUCCUGAGUGACAUGUCUAAUUUGUGAUUUAUGACAAAAGUUGCUAGAAAUAUACCAAAUAAAGAAAUUUACACCAU